GCCAAAAACAGUAUCUGUUUCGGAUUAUUUUGUGCUUGUAUUAUCAAAAUUAAACGCGAUUGUGGCAUUUUAUGCAUUGAAUAAUACAACAGAAUUGAGAUAACAAGCGUGGGAAUGCUUAAUUUAGUGUAAUCAGCAAAUUAGUGGUUAAAAUCGAAAAAUAAACAGUGGCUCUAUCGGGUAUGUCAGAUGCAUUCAAAUGGUCGUGAGCAGCCGAGGGGCGCAGUAGUCUUCGCGCUGCAUAUCGUAUUACUUCAAAACAUUAAGCCCACAGGUGCGGUACCCUGAGCGCCCAAAUCAAUAUCAUGAUCGAAUGAUAACCUAACAGUUUCUGAAAAAACGUUCUAGUCUACUUCUUCCAUUAGAAUACCCACGAAUUUUAUUUGGACUUUAGUGAAAGACUUUCAAUAUGUUCAGUGAAUCUUAUGAAAGAAGACUGCUGCAGCAGUGCAGCCCUGUGAGCAGAAAACAGUCUGUGCUGGUCAGGCCAGAGCCUAUGGAUAGAUUUAUUCCAUGCAGGUUGGAGAACAAUUGGCAGACAAGUUUUCAAGCGAUCCGCCGCGGCACAGAGAACCAACCAGCCAAGAAAGCGCGCAACGAGGGCAACGCGGAGAACGCCAGCAAUGGGCGCGACCACCUCGCCUACGGGUGCCUGCUACGCAACGAGCUGCUGGGCGCACAGAUUGAGGAGCUACGCGGCCCACCCACGGCCUGCUCCGAGGGGAACCGGGCGGCGUUGGGCGCCGUGCAACUGGCCUCCGCUGCGAGGGCAGCCCUGGCCUUCUCACCGCCGGUGUUUCGGUUUAGGGCGCCGGCGCAUAAUUCCGAGGAAAACAUAGAUCCGGCUCCGUACAGCCUAUCACCAGUCUCGGCGAAAUCACAGAAGCUCCUGCGAUCCCCACGCAAAGCGACUAGAAAGAUCUCACGGAUACCUUUCAAGGUAUUGGAUGCGCCGGAUUUACAGGACGAUUUCUACCUGAAUCUAGUCGACUGGUCUGCACAAAACGUCCUCAGCGUCGGGCUUGGCAGCUGUGUCUACUUGUGGAGCGCGUGCACGAGCCAGGUCACCAGGCUCUGUGAUCUGUCGUCAGAGGGCAACACAGUCACGUCAGUGGCGUGGAGCGAGCGGGGGCACUUGGUCGCCGUGGGCACGCAGAAGGGGCACAUUAGCGUGUGGGACGUGUCCGUCAAUAAAGAGGUAUCAAAACUGCAAGGUCACGUGGCCCGUGUGGGUGCAUUAGCUUGGAAUGGUGACAUGCUCAGCUCCGGAUCCCGCGACAGGCAUAUACGGCAGCGGGAUACGAGGACACCACCGACCCAAGCGUCCCGAGUGCUGCAGGGGCAUAGACAAGAAGUGUGCGGCCUCAAGUGGUCUCCCGACGGGCAAUCGCUCGCCUCCGGCGGCAACGACAACAAACUCUUCGUGUGGUCUAUGCACUCGACGUCGCCGGUGCAAACGUACUCGUCGCACGUGGCCGCCGUGAAGGCGAUCGCGUGGUCGCCGCACCAGCACGGGCUGCUCGCGUCCGGCGGCGGCACGGCCGACCGCUGCAUACGCUUCUGGAACACGCUCACCUCGCAGCCGAUGCAGUGCGUCGACACCGGCUCGCAGGUGUGCAACCUCGCCUGGUCGAAGCACUCGAGCGAGCUGGUCUCGACGCACGGCUACUCGCAGAACCAGAUACUCGUGUGGAAGUAUCCAUCGCUGACGCAGGUGGCCAAACUAACGGGACACUCGUAUAGAGUGCUCUACCUCGCGCUGUCACCCGACGGCGAGGCCAUAGUGACCGGCGCGGGCGACGAAACGCUGCGUUUCUGGAACGUUUUCUCGAAAACGCCCUCCCACAAGGAGAACAAGAGCGUUCUCAAUCUGUACACGGCGCUCAGAUAAAGUGGUGGUAGAGAAUGUACGCGUUUUGGUAGAAAACGUGUGUCUGUAAUGCGGUGACGGUUUGGUAGAAAGUAUACGUGGUUUGGUAGAAACGGAUGGUGGAAUGUUCGCUGCUCGUAGUUCUUUGAGAACUUGCGGUUUUUUUUUUAUAUUUUUGGUAGAACGAGUUAAAUCUGUGUUGCCGUGUGCGGCAACGGUUUUUUACAAGAUUGGUGGGGACGACCAAUCGUUUGUUAACGGCAUAAUAUGAUGUGCGGUGUUGCCAGUGGGCAUAGACAAUUUGCCAAAAUAGUUUGGUUUGUGAUCGUGUUAUUUUUAGAUGUAUUUAGCGAAUAUUUCGUAACGCAGCUUUGUUUUAGUUUAACUUGUAUUUAUUUUCAAACGUAUUGUCCACGUUAAUGGAGUUGGCGGAAUCGUGCCGUCUCGCUCUAUCCUGCAUGUAUUUCAAUGUGUUAGAGUGAGACGGAUGAUUGCGUUGAAUUAUUCCCUCCGUCUUUAUUUAUGUUAUGACAAUAAAGCUAUGGACUUUACUGCAAUAAUACAAAAUAUACUAAAAUCAUAUGGAAUUUCUUAUGUCAAAUUUGCUUAUAUUGGCUUAUGUAUAGAGAGAACUACUUAAAUUACCAAUAACGCUGUUUUAUGACGUCAAUUGGACGAAAUUUUAUUGGUCAUUUAAGUCUGCCUUGUUAGUUAAUCUUCUACGGCGGAUCAACGUUUUCUUUUGAACUAUUUGUACAUUUGUUUGUGUAUCGAAUUUACAUAUUGUAUGUAUGUGUACCGAUAAUUAUGUAUAUUUAUUGUGAUAUUUUCUAUGUACACGAUUUCCGAUACAUAUCUUUGUAAUGGUAACAAAGAAAUCGUAUAUACAGUGAAUAUCGAGUAUUUAGUAAUUAUUUACACAGGUUUGAUUAAGAUGUAUAUUUUGAACCGUUUUAUCAUUUUCGAUUCACUUUUUUCGUCAAUAUUUGUGACUGUUUUAAAUUGUGUUCACAUGCUACGUGGGAUAUUGUGAAAUCGAAAUAUUUGAAAUUAUUCGUUGAUGGUUAUAAAUAAUGGAUGCAAUUAAAAAUGUGAAUCAUGUCAAGACAGAAAAUUUUGUGGCUAAAUUAACAUAAAAUUUAACCCAUUAUGCAAUUAUGUGCAGAUAUAUUCAAAAAUCUUAUUAUGUCUUGUCCCAUAUAAAAAAAUAUGUUUAUAUUAAAAGUCGAGUUACAACAUUAACCCUUUAUCCUGUCUUGUUUUUCGCUUAUUAUAAAUAUCCGCGUAUUAUAUGAAUGUAUAAAUACUUUAUUUUCAAAAAAUAAUUUAAUUGCUUCAUAUGAAUUUCGAAUCGGAAUAAAAUACAAUGGUGAAUUUUCAUUUGUCUAUUAUAUAUGUAUAAAAAUAAAUGCAUGUAUCCAUUAAUGCUCUGGACACACACAGCGAAAGGCUUGUGCAUGCCUCAUACAAUUUGGCAUGCCUAAGAGUUGCGUGUAGGCGGAACAUUAUAAAUCAAAAAAAUAAGGCCCCUUAUUCACAAGUCGUGCACGCCGCGACUAGUGCAUGACGAGCCUUAUAGUUUACAACAUUUAUCGUGAUUUUUUCUUUCAAAGUUUUAUCAAUAUUAGAUUAGCAGAUAGUUUAACUUAGCAUUAUAACGAGAACACCGAUUAGACAUAUUCCACUAAAUAUUAAGUACCUGUAUAUAUUUAUAAACUCUAUUUAACAAUAAUUCAUAAUAUUACUUAAAACAAAUUAAUUCCCGUUAGUGGACCGUAGUGUAAGUUUUUUCUAGCAUUUAUUAGUAUAACACAGAGCUUGAAAAAUAUUAUUCGGAGGUACCUCUUAUGAUCUCAUUACUGUCAAAAGUUGAAAAAAAAAAAAUCAAAAAAUCUGGAAAUCUAUUGUUGUAAUUUAUGAAUCGUUUACGGUGUGCUAUAUUUAUUUUUGAUUUAGACAAGUUAAAUUAUUGCGUAGCUUAAGAUCCGCUCGCGGCGGGUACAAAAAAAAAUAUCGUCGUCUCUUUCUCACGUACAGCGAUAGAAAGGGACGUGUGUAUUCCACCGUUUCUCCCGCCUCGAGUUAUUUCGAGGUACCCUCUUCUAAUAAGAUGUUUUUUUUUCAUAUAUUGUAAAUUCCUAUUAGAUAUAUAAUUUGAUUGGAUUUGUGCAAUGUAGAUUGUAGACGCGGCUAUGAUCACCGUUCCGUUUUUGCUGAACCGAAAACGGUGAUGCUCCAGCGGUGGUGAUAGUCGCCGUAGCUUAAGAGGUGUGGUCGAAACCAAAUAAAAUUUUUUUUUCGUGUUAUUAACAUGUGUGUUUUCGGUAUUUAGUGUGCAACACUAAUAGUCACUUAAAAAUGUGAAUCUGCCUUGAAUUGGUGAUAACGUAAUGUAUAAUUUAUCCCAACGAAAUAUAUACCAUAUAUAAUAAAAAAGGAUUUUAGUAACUUUCCCUAUGUUUGUUUAUUGUUUUCACACUUCAAAAUUAUUUCGACAUACGUCACAUAACUCUAAAAAUAUCUAUAAACAUGUUUUUUCUGUAUCUUACUUUGUCUUUAUACUUUGUACACUUUGGUAUGGAAUGAAUAGAAGUAAUUUAAGUAUAUGAUUUAUUUAAAAACUAUUUCACUGUCGUACUAGCUAUAUAUUUGACUGAAAAUUGAAUUUUCUCACUUUUUUAAAAGUGUUGAAAAAUGUACCCUGUUAGAACCGCCUACUUUGUCAAAGUCGGUUUUAAAAUACAUAAUUACAUUCAAUUCAAGGCAUAUUAUUAAUAAAACUAAUAUAACUAAUAUUUAAAAAUGAGGAACGACCGCUAUAAUUAAGGAAAUAAUGAGUGCACGCUGUUAUAUAUAAUAACGAUUAAAAUAUGAAGCGGUUAGUCCCGUCAUAUAUAUAUAAAGAUAUAUUUAUACAUAGAGAAAGAUAAUAUAUUCAUGCACUAUGUAAAGAUAGACUGAUAUAGAUAAAUAACAUGUAAUUUAAGUGUUCAUGUAAUCUGUAUUGUAGAUUAAAUAUUAAACUGUGUGAUUUAUC
This is a messenger RNA of Zerene cesonia (dogface butterfly), 4907 nucleotides long. It is a transcript of the gene fzr, whose product is annotated as fizzy-related protein homolog. The transcript is spliced from 10 exons. Gene Ontology annotation, biological process: anaphase-promoting complex-dependent catabolic process; positive regulation of ubiquitin protein ligase activity; positive regulation of anaphase-promoting complex-dependent catabolic process. Gene Ontology annotation, cellular component: anaphase-promoting complex. Gene Ontology annotation, molecular function: protein binding; anaphase-promoting complex binding; ubiquitin ligase activator activity. The coding region runs from base 410 to 1891 and encodes 493 amino acids. Lineage: Eukaryota; Metazoa; Arthropoda; Insecta; Lepidoptera; Pieridae. The record is from RefSeq and is a predicted model, not a curated record.